Ectocarpus sp. CCAP 1310/34 is the source of this 558-nucleotide messenger RNA. The record is from the annotation of a GenBank genome assembly. Lineage: Eukaryota; Phaeophyceae; Ectocarpales; Ectocarpaceae.
AUGUGGAACGCGCUUGUGCGGAUCAUGUCCUACCUCAACGAGACGAAGGACCUCGGGAUCACCUACGUCCGCGGAUCAGGGCUAGACCUAGACGUGUUCGUCGAUUCUAGUUACGCCGACAGCACCGUUGACAGGCGUUCGACGACGGGGCUAGCCGUGACUGUAGGUGGGACCGUAGUGUGCGCAUCCACGAAGACACAGCCAGUGACGGCUCAGUCGACCACGGAGGCAGAGUAUAUUGCAGCCGGGGAGGGCGUGAAGGAAGCGUUGUUCGUGCGUGGUGUUCUGUCGUUCAUUGCGCCCGAGACGAGCGGUGCCACGAUCAGGGUCCGUGAGGACAACGAGGGGGCUCUCGCGUUGGUGCAGAACCCUUUCAGCUCGACCAGGAGCAAGCAUAUCGACGUGCGGUUCCCCUUCAUCCGCGAGCUCGUCAAGGCGGGCAAGAUCACCGCAGAUUAUAUCUCGACAGAAGAGCAGCACGCCGACAUGCUGACCAAGGUCCUUGGUAGGGGCAAGUUGGAGUACCACCGGAAGGCUCUGAUGAACCUGCCGAUGUAG